GCUCGCGGGCUGCGCGCAGAGCUCUCCGCGGCCCGCGCUCGCCGCGCCUGGGGACUUGGGCUGUGGGCGAGGCGGCCCGCCUGGCCUUUACCGCUCGCCCUGCCGGUGGUUUGAAACUUUAUCAGCGAGUCUCGCCACUCGCCGCAGACGCGAGCAGGGGGCGGGGGCGCGGCGAGGCGCCGGCGGCCGUGACGAGGCGCUCCCGGCUGAGCGCUUCUGCUGGGGGCACGCAUGGCGCCCGCACACGGAGUCUGACCUGAUGCGGACGCAAAGGGGUUAAUAUGAACGCCCCUCUCGGUGGAAUCUGGCUCUGGCUCCCUCUGCUCUUGGCCCGGCUCACCCCUGAGGUCAGCUCUUCAUGGUGGUACAUGAGAGCUACGGGAGGCUCCUCCAGGGUGAUGUGCGAUAACGUGCCAGGACUGGUGAGCCGCCAGCGGCAGCUGUGCCACCGCCACCCGGACGUGAUGCGUGCGGUUGGCCUGGGUGUGACCGAGUGGACGGCGGAGUGCCAGCACCAGUUCCGCCAGCACCGCUGGAACUGCAACACGCUCGACAGGGACCACAGCCUCUUCGGCCGGGUGCUGCUCCGGAGUAGUCGGGAAUCCGCCUUUGUUUACGCCAUCUCCUCAGCUGGAGUUGUGUUUGCCAUCACCAGGGCCUGUAGCCAAGGAGAACUAAAAUCCUGUUCCUGUGAUGCGAAGAAGAAGGGAACCGCCAAGGAUGGCAAGGGCACUUUCGACUGGGGUGGCUGCAGCGAUAACAUUGACUAUGGGAUCAAGUUUGCCCGAGCCUUUGUGGAUGCCAAGGAAAGGAAAGGAAAGGACGCCAGAGCACUGAUGAAUCUGCACAACAACAGAGCCGGCAGGAAGGCUGUGAAGAGGUUCUUGAAACAGGAGUGCAAGUGUCACGGUGUGAGCGGCUCAUGCACCCUGAGGACGUGCUGGCUGGCCAUGGCCGACUUCAGGAAAACAGGCGAUUAUCUCUGGAGGAAGUACAAUGGGGCCAUCCAGGUCGUCAUGAACCAGGAUGGCACUGGUUUCACUGUGGCCAACAAGAGGUUUAAGAAGCCAACAAAAAAUGAUCUCGUGUAUUUUGAGAAUUCUCCAGACUACUGUAUCAGGGACCGGGAUGCAGGCUCCCUGGGUACAGCAGGCCGCGUGUGCAACCUGACUUCCCGAGGCAUGGACAGCUGUGAAGUCAUGUGCUGUGGGAGAGGCUAUGACACCUCCCGCGUCACCCGGAUGACCAAGUGCGAGUGUAAGUUCCACUGGUGCUGCGCCGUGCGCUGCCAGGACUGCCUGGAGGCCCUGGACGUGCACACGUGCAAGGCCCCCAAGAGCGCCGACUGGGCGGCUCCCACAUGACCCUGCGGAGGUCGGCAAUCGUCCUCCCUCCUGUAAGGACUCCAUUGGAUCUGCAAGGACACCGGGCCUUUGGGCUCUCCCAAGGCAUGUGACCUUCAUCUCAACAGAAGCGCCCCCUCCCGUGGGGCCCCCGGACCAGCUCACAUGCAGCGCAUAAAGCAUGUCCUGCUUUAUCCGCCCUCCAGCACUCUGAGCACAUCUUCCCCAGGUCAUGAGGGGCUGUUAGAGGGGAGGAGGGGUGUGCCCAGACACCGUCUCUACCCACCUAGACAUUUCCUUUCUUUAGAGAAGCUGGCCAGAGGGGAAAAGAGUGUCUCAAAGGAGCUUCCUCCCAUUCUAACAAGAAAUGCUCAGAGUUAAAAAAAAAAAUUCCAUCCUUCUCUCUGGAUGGUAAAGAAAGCAGGAUAAACUGCCAUUGAAUUAACUUUAAUUCUUGAAAAGACCAAGCAAGGCUUUUGCCUGAUCAAGUGAUUUUUUUCACGACCGCCACCUCCAGGGGUAAUUGGUAAUUGCCUGGAGAAGGAUGGCUUUCAAUAAGCCUUAGAUUUAAAAUAUCUAUUUUUCAAGGCAUUUAUUGCCAUAUUAAAGUCCAAUGCGACAGGGUGGGACUGUUGCCCUUUGGUACAGUUUGGAAACUUUGCAAUAGCAAAAGCCUCCAAAAGUAAUUGCUUUGCAUUACUGUCCCCUAGGUAUAAAGAAGCUUUAGGGAAUGAGACUUCCUUCUCACUUAGGAUCUGAAGGGAAUUUUUAUAAACAUUGACGACCUGGCAGUAUUUGAUAACUACUUGGAUGAUGACAGAGGAAAAUAACUCAGUGAGUGAAAUAUCAGAAUGUGUGUCUGUACAGAUAAGGAAAAAAAGGGGGAAUAAAAUUCCUAUCUGGUAUGAUGCAUGUGACCCAUGGAAUUUUGUAACUGAAAUGGCUUUGAGAACAAAAACUUUUGGAAUGACAAGACCAGGGGACCGAAGUGCUGACAGAGAGGUUUCCUGAGCUAAGUCAUGCCUGGACAGCCUUUCCCGUAGCAGAUGCUGAAAAGCAGCAGGCUGGGUGUGCUGGGGAGCAUCAGCUCAUGCCCAGCACCCUUCAAGCACAUUUUAAAGACCUGGCAUAUUUAAUUGUGUUCAUCUGGUGCUUACAAGAUGACAAGUUACCAUAGCCUGAAGCAAAUGACACAUAGUCUUGCUUAUAAAGUUGGUAACCCUAGUAUAUUAUAUUGCAAACAAGUAGUAACUUGGAGACUAUAUUUAAGGGACCCAGCUGUCAUUAGGGGAACAUCAAUGUGCACAUUACAUUUGGCUUCUGCGAGCCAGAAGAUGACAUCCAGGGAAAAUGAAGAGGCUGCCUGUCCUAGUUUGUCUGUUAAAUGAAAGAAAGGUGAAAUAGAUGAAGCUGCUUUUCAGCCCCUUGUGCAAUUAGGUUCUUGUUAUAAAUGUGAUCUCUUCACAGAUUCACAUUCACUAACAGGGUGCUUCUUUACACCACUGGUGGGGUCAGAUUAUUGAUGCUGCCCAUUCAUUAAUACUUCAGCCUUUGGUCUCCCGGUCCUUCCUUCAGAGCAGGACAUUGAGGCUAAAGCUUACGGUGAAUAACCUGCUGGAGUGCUUUGUCAAAAUUGAGUUUUGCCUUUGUGUCCUGGUAAAAAUGACAGAAUUAAUUUCCUUUCCCUCACUCCCAAACCCCAAAAUUAGUUAUCUAACUUUUCCUCUUUUUGUUCUCUGGAGUCAGAGUCGGGAGCAGGGUAGCACGGUGGCGGCCGCUCUGAGCACAGAGUGGGCCUGCCUAUGGGAGUGGGGAGGCCAGGCAAGCAGGCUCAGCCUUAGGUACCCUGCACUUCACUCCAGGCACUCGCUGUCGGUGCCUCCCUGGGAGGACAAAGGGACAUUCAUGGGCAUCCCAAAGCCAUCAGCACUUGUUCCUGAGGAUGAACUGUGAAAUCAAAAAUCCAUGGAUAUGUUUAGAAGUGCAAAGCAUCUAUCUCAGCUCCCCUCAAUUUGUGUCUGUGGAAACUGAGAGCAAGAGAGGUGAAGGGAUCUGUACAAAUACCCACCAUCGCCUCAUGCUCCAUCACAAACAGGACCCCACUCGAGGAGUAUGCAAGGAAGUUAAGCACUUUAUCUAGUUUGUCUCAGAAUUAACUCAGUGGAUUCUAAAUCAUUUUAGCAUCCAAAGGAGAGGUUCGUUGUGUUGGUUUUUUUUUUUUCCUGGGGUGUUUAGAUCUGACUUUCUUUUUAUGCCGCAAUGCAUCCUUUCUGAUAAGGAACAAGCAGACAAGGCAUAGCCAUAUAGAAACCAACAUAAAUUGUCCUGAUCUCUAAGGGAGAUUAUGGCAGCCAUCUCACGGGGCAGUAAGUGCAGCCUUUGUGGAGGGCAUAAUAAAAGAGUGGAAUAUUUUUAUCUGCUUUUACUUGUGAAAGAGGAGAUUAUUUGAAAAAAAUUAAAAACAGAUAAAGAUAACCUCAAACUCAUUUUCUUUAGGACUUGGGAGAAGACCAGUAUUCCAUGAUUCUAAAACACACAAAACUCUUCACUAUCUGAGGCUGUAGAGGGAAUGUGUGGCAUAAGUUAUUACCUGAAACAAAAUGAGAGAAUCCAUUCAGAUUCCCUUAUAAAUUCCCUACCAAUAAAACCUUAUUAUGAAAUGAACCUCUCUAGGCCCAAGAUAAUGCCCAUUAAUAUUCUGCAAAUGCUAAAAAAGUUCCACACAAGAGGAGAUCCUGUCUAGGAUCACUGGAGUUUCUCUUCAUAAAGCUAUAAUGUGCACAGAACUCUGAGUCUUAUAAAACAAAUGAGUUGUUCAACAGAUUUGCCCCCUAAAUUGGUAUUUGGAAGUCUGUAUUGGACUGAUCUUUGUCUAUCUUCUGUGAACACACCUUGUGAAUGUACAUUCCAGUUACGACAUCCUGGGCAGCCCCUCACGGUCUGAAAGAGUUAACACCCUACCUUACAAGACCAGUUUAUUCCCUCGAAUGGCCAGUUUAUUCCCUCAAAUGGCUUACGCUCAAGCACAAAGGCCCCCAGGGUCAGGACCACACUGGGCUCUGACUCUGUGCCCCUAGGGGAGGGGGCUCACUUUAAAGUGAAAAAAACCCAGCUUCACACUGACAUUUUCCAGUCUUACUAAUUUAUUAAGGAAUCCUCCAUCACCUUCUACAAGGCCGGAAGCAGGGCUCUGUCUCCCAGAAGCAGCUCACGUGACCAAGCACACACUUGUACAUGUUCAGGCCGGGAUAUUGUUAUUACUACUUAUUUAUUAAAGGCUGGCCUGGGACUGGUGUUGUCUCAUUCAGUUGAAGAACAUUCAUCUCCCCUCUUGCCUGCUCUCAAAAUAAAGGCUCAGAGAGCUGUCCAGUGGGCCAGAACCAUCCUUUUGUGUCUAUUUACUGUACUUCACCCUGGGUUUCCUUAUUUUAAGAGCAAGAGUUGUACUCAUAACAAAUAAUCCUUGCCAACUCCAAAGCUGGUAAGUGGCUCUUGUCAGAUCUGUGCUGACCUUCUGAAAAGCAAUCCACUGGUAUAAGCUGACAGGUAGGGCAGGUUCAUUUUGACCUCCUUACCUAGGCAGAGAAAAUUUUCACUCAUCCACGAGAAUGUUCUUUACAUUUUUCUGGGGAUCAUCAAGGUGACAGGUGGUUUGCAAAGCCCAGAAUGAUCAUUAUUUUUCUAAAUCAUAGUUGUUUUUCCAACUCUUAAUUGUUUUUCCUGUUAUUCACAUGGAUUCCUAUUUAACCAAACCUCCCACUUCCACAAGCUAAUAAAAGUGUCAACGCAGAUUGUUACAAAGAACUAUUGUUAUUUACAAGUCUACAUUUUCUGUGAAAUUAAAACAUAAUAAAGUGAAUUUUCAGUGUUGACUUGGUUAUUUAAACUUGAGAUAGUCUUGCCAACCCCUCUGGUGAAAAGAGAUCCCUGCAGAUUAUGGGAAUUAUUCCCUUGUCUUUUCCCAGGACCACACUUAGCACGGUUUGAUCAAGAGGUGUCUUUCAAGUUCGUAAAGGUUUUUAGGGAAGACAAUCACCUUACCUUCCUGAUAAAUACUCUUGUGAGUUCAUGGGUAAGAUUUAUAUUCUGGAUGGAGAGAUUAUUCCAGAUUUCACUUGCUAUUCUCUGGUGGUUGCCAUUUAAGUGCUUACCUGCUCUUGGUGCCAGCAUGCUUUUGCAAUAUUUAUAAGUUAGGUGUCUCUCCAUAGCAUGACACCCACCCCCGCUGACUUCUCUGAAUUGUUGCUCUCCAUGUACGUGCUUGCUCUUGGCUGAAAUGGUAUUUUCUCAGCUUGAUUAGAAACAUACAAGAUCCCAUGUACCCUUAUUGAGAUCUUUGCAUCCUGAUUGUGUGCUUUUAUGCAAGCAGCAAAGCUCAGAAAAUGGAAAUAAACUCUCCUCCAGCAAAGGAAAUCUGCCCCCAUUUUCUUUUCCUGGAUGAACUAUGUUUUGGGGUAACUGGGGUGACUAAGAUGACUCUGACUCUGCACUUCAAGCACCCCAAAGCUGUCCCAUAGUCGUGCUGCACAUUGUCCCUCUAGGAUUCCAUUGUUUUCUGGAACUCCCACACUUGGAAGACCUGAAGCAGAGGUAGUGACAUGUGUCUGUGUGUGUUUCACAAAGAGCAUUUCCCCUAAAUAUUUUUUGCCCAAACAUUGUCAAUGAAAUUUCCCUGUUAUCUACCCUUUGGAUGAGAGAGGGCUGUCCUGCACAUCAUGGCAUCUUUAGAACUAGCCUUGGUCUCUCCACACUAGAUGCCAGAAGCUUCUCCUGCUCCCCAUUUGUGACAACCAAGAGCAUCUGCAGACAUUGCCAGAUGUCCCCAGUGAGGAGGGAAGGUGGCGAGGGGCAAGAGCGGAACUGUUCCCAGUUGAGAACUAUCGAUAUGACACUUUGGGUUAAGUUCUCUGUUAAAAUUCAAGUCACAUACACUCCCGCUAUUUUCAGCUAGGAACACCACACUGGGAGUGUUAGUUUAAUGGGAUUAAUUCUGUGUUAAGGUAUCAGACUAAUGGGGAAGGAAUCUUCUGGAGUGGUUGUAGUCACGGAAACCCUCAGCAGCAUGGGGCAGAAUGAGACAGG
This is a messenger RNA of Manis pentadactyla (Chinese pangolin), 6425 nucleotides long. It is a transcript of the gene WNT2, whose product is annotated as Wnt family member 2. Bases 282 to 1364 code for a protein of 360 amino acids. The record is from RefSeq and is a predicted model, not a curated record. The transcript has 5 exons. Lineage: Eukaryota; Metazoa; Chordata; Mammalia; Pholidota; Manidae. Gene Ontology annotation, molecular function: cytokine activity; frizzled binding. Gene Ontology annotation, cellular component: extracellular region. Gene Ontology annotation, biological process: cell fate commitment; neuron differentiation; canonical Wnt signaling pathway.